Pseudo-nitzschia multistriata is the source of this 1903-nucleotide messenger RNA. NCBI's taxonomy places the organism in Eukaryota, Bacillariophyta, Bacillariophyceae, Bacillariales, Bacillariaceae. The record is from the annotation of a GenBank genome assembly.
CUUUGUUCAGAAUCCAUUGUAGCUCUUGACCACAACUUCGAACUCUACCGUACCGUACAAGGUAUAACAUCCGCGAUUCAUGACGAACCCGGCGAAGACCAACAAAAACAGCAGCAGCACAAACAGCGACCAGACAAACCAAUCGACCGAGACCAUUGCCGAACUCAGGGUGACCCAAACCGAGCUGACCAGUGGAAACCAAACCGGAAAAGUUUUUGCGCGGCUCUCGGACGGCGCGGUGGCCCUUCGUGUCACAAGGAGUGCCGCCGAGGCCGAUGUUGCCUCGCGGCUGAGGCGCGAGCUACUAAAGGAAGGAGUGUGAGAAUUGGUGUUCGAUACAUCGGAUUAGUGGUCUAUUUGCCUACUUCGUAUCCCUUGCUGACACGCAGCAAAGAGCCGGAUAAGCUAGUCCAAACGUUUGGGAGCAAAACAAGAACGCCAAGAGGAAUCGGCGUACUGUCUAAUCCAGGGGAAACGAAAGAUGCCGGUCACAUUGUUUGGAUUCGUCCUUCUCGAAAUCCUUGUCGUAGUAGUUUUGGUUACCGCUGGGGAAUCUCUGGCCCUCUCGGCAUCGUCGCCUCCCCCCCAAAACCCUCGGCUGAUUCCUUGCUUGGAGUUUGAUGGGACGCCGCCGGUGCCAUCUCAACCCUCGACCGCAGACGGUGCGGAUUGUCCGCUCUUUGAUCCCGGAUUUUGCGGCGGAAGGGUCUGCCGGAAAUGCUACCGGGACGACUAUGAAAUCGGGGCCUGGGAGCGGCUGUCUUCCCUCGAACGAGGCUUCGCCCUCGAAGACGCGGCCGACCGGGCCCGGCAAGCCGCUGGCUCCGAACCAAGAGCGGAUUCCGCUCCCGCCGUAGAACUCGAGCGCAUGGCCGCUGCGUGGAUGUCCCUGGCAGGGAGAGAAACCACUGCCAAACCGGAGCCCGCUCCGGCCGUUCCGAAAGGAUCGAGGGAUGGCGCGUGCGAUGUUGGUGCCGGCGACGUCCUCGGAAGGCAGACCCCUUCGAUAUCCCUUACAAGCCCCGUUGGCAUUUCUGCUGCCAAAGGUUCGCACCAGGGAGGAAACAUUCUUGCCACCGCGGACAGUGGAUCCACCCGAGUGGCCCUUCCGACCAAGAAAGCCGUCGCGGGAAACGAAUCCCCAUCCGGAGGAAACCCCACCACCGAGGCAGCCCCCGAGCCCUCCGGGGGGGAAGGGGUUCUGACCGCAAUGCCCCACGGGUUGCCCCCCCCGACCCCCUGCACACGGAUCUGCCGGUACAACAGGGACUGCUACGGCGGAAAGGUCUGCAUCGGUUGCUUCCGCGAGACGCACGAGAUUGCCUCGUGGAGCGGCAUGUCCCCCGCCGAAAAGAAGUGCUCGCUAGAAGACGCGGCCGAUCGCUCCAGGGACCUCUCCGGGCGUCCCGGGGCUUCGCCGCCGCGCUACGGGGGUGGAAUCGCGGAGGACGAACUGAGGAGGCAGGCCGUCCUGUGGGGAGCCCUGGACGAGACCUCCUUGUAACGGACAGCGUGGAGCGGUUGGCAGGUGUUGGCGUCAAUCGACCAACCUCGUGGAUUGUUUUCUGCCGGGCUUUCUUCUGGCCGGGGGGAGCAGACAAUCGAACCGAAGAAGUACUAGUACAGCGCAAGCAUGGCCCGUGCAAUGACCCUCAACUCAUGGUAUUGUUCCUAAUUGGUGUGCUUGCUGUACACUGCACGGAUCAAGCCAGCCUUCGGAUCGUAUUGGCACCAAAUUGUCCAAUUGGUCCCACGAGUUGCGAUGGAGCCGCAAGAGACGGUGAAAAGUACCGUUUUGCUACAAAGGUCGUUUCAACCGCAAUCUACGUUUCUGUAAACUCUUCAAACAUGCUUAGUUAGUAACGUUAUUUUAGCAGCCAACGAACAAAUCAUAUCGUGUGAA